AUGGCCAGCCCUGUUCGUGCUGAUGGAGAUGCCCAGGUGGAGCAGCCUGUGGAAGCGGCUCCUGCCGCCUCAGGAGAUGGGGAGAGUGCAGCCCCAGAGGCCCCGGUCGGGGGAACCUCGACGACUUUGACGACCUUUCCUUUCAAGAAUGAAGACCUGCUUCGUGUUCAGGCUUCUCGUCUCCAAGACGCCAACCUUGGAAAAGCAGAGUUGUCAGCGGAAUUGUUUGCUCAAUGCUCGCUUUUGGAGCUGAAGUCUGAAGCUGCCCGCUGGCACUCGGCCAGCGACCAGGCGACCAAGGAGGGCACGAACGAAGAUAAUACUUUGGUCAAAGACGGCCCACUCACAGGCCGGAGCCUGAGCCACGUUGUGAGGGUGCAGGAAGGCAACAAGAAUCGGCUUCAAGCUCUGCGUGACGGGGAAAACCUCUACAGUUUUUCAUACUUCUCGAAGUAUGUGUCAGUGGAAGAGGGCUCCCUCCGGUCGUUUGUCGGGGACAUUCGCGAGGGGAAUCGUGACGCGGUCCUUGACGUGAUCAGAUGGACCACCCAAAAGAUGUCAGAGUCCCAGGAGAGUGUCCGAAGCAUGACCACCUUUCUUCGUUAG
Messenger RNA from Durusdinium trenchii, 606 nucleotides. NCBI's taxonomy places the organism in Eukaryota, Dinophyceae, Suessiales, Symbiodiniaceae. The record is from the annotation of a GenBank genome assembly.